AUGCAACCUGAUCGGCUUGUUCCGAUACCGAUCGAAAGUCUACCAGCUCUCCAGCAACUGUACCGUCGAGACUGGCCCCAACAUGAGAUUGUAUACAACUGCCUUCAGAACUACAUCGAAUGGCUUCGAAUCGAUAGAAAAUUGAAAGAUUUUUCUGUCUUUUCUCUUAACGAUACAUGGCGAGAGAACGGUACGUUCAUAAUACAGGACCGUUAUGAACUGUUUUUUCACACGCUCGCACACAUCAACGACACGCUAACUCGUGCUCUGAGUCUGGUAGAUUGGGACUAUUCAUGGAAGAUGACCGUUUAUUACCCUCGCCAUCGAUCGUCCGUGCUUGAAACUAUCAAGAAGCACAAUCUACAAAUCCAAUACGAAUUCUGCACUGAAAUAAUGUAUUUGAGCAAGGAAAAUGCACUCCGAUUUGAUGUUACCAUCCCGCACAACCUUCAACUACGAACAUUAACGAGCGAAGACGCUGUUAAGGCAAACUUACUCUGGCCUUUCCGAGCCGUUGGAUCGGAAUUUCUUCUCAAGCGUCUUGCCUCGUGGAACCCUAGUGUGGGACUGUUCGAUAAGACUACGGACGAAAUGGUGGCUUGGUGUUUUCGAUUGCAGUGCGGAGCACACGGAGCGCUGGAGGUUCCUGUUGAACACAGACGCAAAGGCUAUGGUACGAUCGUUGCCAAAGCACUGGCCAAAAAGUUAGCUGAAAUGGGCUUCAACUCGUAUGCCUUCAUUCACACCCAAAACAAUCCGUCGCGAGAAAUGUUUCAGAAGCUCGGAUUUGAAGCCAUCGGUAUCCUACACUGGACACGCAACGAAGCACGAAAGCUCGUCGAAUGGGAUCGGUAG
Molecule: messenger RNA, 855 nt
Organism: Anopheles maculipalpis
Lineage: Eukaryota; Metazoa; Arthropoda; Insecta; Diptera; Culicidae
Exons: 2
Coding region: 1-855 (284 amino acids)
Molecular function (GO): acyltransferase activity, transferring groups other than amino-acyl groups
Source: RefSeq, a predicted model, not a curated record